Terrapene triunguis (Three-toed box turtle) is the source of this 1458-nucleotide messenger RNA. It is a transcript of the gene RASGEF1C, whose product is annotated as RasGEF domain family member 1C. Lineage: Eukaryota; Metazoa; Chordata; Testudines; Emydidae. Gene Ontology annotation, cellular component: plasma membrane. The coding region runs from base 1 to 1422 and encodes 473 amino acids. Gene Ontology annotation, biological process: positive regulation of GTPase activity; Ras protein signal transduction. The record is from RefSeq and is a predicted model, not a curated record. The transcript is spliced from 14 exons. Gene Ontology annotation, molecular function: guanyl-nucleotide exchange factor activity.
AUGCCCCAAACGCUGAGCUCUACCAGUAUGUUUACCCCCUGUGGCUUCAGUCCUCAUCUACACUCAGCAAAAGAAGAUGAUCAAGGGGGACUGAUCUUCCAGGAUGGAAACCUUGCCUCAGCAUCUCUUGAUGCUUUAAUCCAACAUCUUAUACCUACAACUGAUUACUACCCUGAAAAGGCCUAUAUCUUUACAUUCCUGCUGAGUUCAAGACUCUUCAUUGAACCUCAUGAACUUUUGUCCCGAGUUUGUCACAAGUGCGUUGAGCAGCAGCGACUGGAUGACCCGGUGCUGGAUAAGGCGCGGAUCAGAAAAUUUGGGCCUAAACUCCUACAGUUGUUGACAGAAUGGACAGAAACGUUCCCCUAUGAUUUUCAGGAAGAGCGGAUGAUUGGCCAUUUGAAAGACAUGAUUGACAGGAUAGCCCCGUGUGACGAGCAGGCCUACUGGAAAAGGAUGAAUCAGCUUUUGCAAACCCUGAAUCAGAAGCUUGCAACCCUUAGCCAUGGGCAGGAAGGAAUAGUCAAGAUCAAUGCUGCUGUCUCUGACAAGCUGGUUGCCUUUAAAAGUAAACCGCCGUCAAUUCAGAGAGAAAUCCUGACCGUCUGUAGUGACCCCUACACUCUGGCGCAGCAGCUAACACAUGUGGAAUUGGAAAGGCUGAGUCACAUUGGGCCUGAAGAAUUUGUGCAGGCGUUUGUACACAAAGACUCUUUGGACAGCACCAAGUCUUGUUUCAAUGAGCAAAAAAAGACUAGUAACCUUGAGGCCUAUGUGAAGUGGUUCAAUAGACUCUGCUAUCUUGUGGCAACAGAAAUUUGCAUGCCUGCGAAAAAGAAACAGCGAGCACAAGUCAUAGAGUUCUUCAUUGAUGUUGCCCGAGAGUGCUUUAACAUCGGGAAUUUUAAUUCGCUGAUGGCAAUCAUAUCUGGAAUGAACAUGAGUCCCGUCUCCAGAUUAAAGAAGACCUGGUCAAAAGUGAAAACAGCCAAAUUUUUUAUUCUCGAGCAUCAGAUGGACCCUACUGGUAAUUUUUAUAACUACAGAACUGCGUUGCGAGGGGCUGCCCACCGAUCCCUCACUGCACACAGCAACAGGGAGAAGAUUGUGAUCCCUUUCUUCAGCCUAUUGAUCAAAGACAUUUACUUUUUGAAUGAAGGAUGUGCUAAUCGCCUUCCGAAUGGGCACGUCAACUUUGAAAAAUUCCUGGAACUGGCUAAACAAGUAGGCGAGUUUAUAACAUGGAAGCAAGUGGAAUGCCCAUUUGAACAAGACCAUAACAUCAUCCACUACUUGCAUACAGCCCCCAUCUUUACUGAGGAUGGUUUGUAUCUGGCUUCCUAUGAAAGUGAAAGUCCGGAGAACCAAAUUGAAAAAGAGAGAUGGAAAUCCUUGAGGUCUACUAUUUUGGGAAAGACUUGAAGACUCAGAUUAUUGCAGUACGACAAGAAAAAAAAU